Molecule: messenger RNA, 3414 nt
Organism: Leptinotarsa decemlineata (Colorado potato beetle)
Lineage: Eukaryota; Metazoa; Arthropoda; Insecta; Coleoptera; Chrysomelidae
Gene: Iswi
Product: nucleosome-remodeling ATPase imitation SWI
Biological process (GO): nucleosome organization
Cellular component (GO): nucleus; chromatin
Molecular function (GO): ATP hydrolysis activity; nucleosome binding; DNA binding
Source: RefSeq, a predicted model, not a curated record
GGAUGACACUUGACACUUGACAGUGGCAGCGCGGCAUCACUAUUGACAUUUUACAAUUGGUUACUAUUUGAUUCAUUGUCCUCGUGAGACGUUACAAAGUUAAUACUUAUAACUGGAAGUUAUAGUAAUGGUAGUUACUUUGUUCUCAGAUAUCUAGAUUAAAUUCAAUUCAAUUAGGAAUAAUUGUCCAAAUUGAAGUGUACUGUUCAUAUCUACUGAAAUGUCUAAACCAGAAGACGCUGUUGAAGCUGAUGCGGAAAUUAACAAACCAGCUGAUGCCGGUGAAAAUUCUGAACUACCUCAAAAUGAAUCAUCCUCUGACACUACUUCCAAAGGGGAAGAUUUUGACUCUAAAGUUGCCUCUGAUAGAGGAAGAAGAUUCGAUUUUUUGCUGAAACAGACAGAAAUUUUUUCUCAUUUCAUGAAUCAGACCAAAACGCCUACCAAACCAAAAACAGGAAGACCUAAGAAAGAAAAAGAAAGUGAUGUUGUUGAUCACCGUCACCGUAAAACUGAACAAGAAGAAGACGAAGAACUUUUGGCUGAAACAAACCAAAAAUGUAAACCUACGAUACGUUUUGAUGCCUCACCGUUCUAUAUCAAAAGUGGUGAGAUGAGAGAUUAUCAAGUACGUGGUUUGAACUGGAUGAUAUCAUUGUAUGAGAAUGGCAUCAAUGGUAUUCUUGCUGAUGAAAUGGGUUUGGGUAAAACAUUGCAAACAAUCUCACUUUUGGGUUUCAUGAAACAUUACAAAAAUACUCCGGGGCCACAUAUUGUAAUCGUGCCGAAGUCCACCUUGUCAAAUUGGAUGAAUGAGUUCAAGAAAUGGUGCCCCUCCAUACGUGCAGUCUGCCUUAUUGGUGAUCAAGAAGCUAGGAAUGUUUUCAUUAGAGAUGUCAUGAUGCCAGGUGAUUGGGACGUUUGUGUGACAUCCUAUGAGAUGUGCAUCAAAGAAAAAUCCGUUUUCAAAAAAUUCAAUUGGCGCUACAUGGUUAUCGAUGAAGCUCAUCGUAUUAAAAAUGAAAAAUCAAAACUUUCGGAAAUUCUCAGGGAAUUCAAAACAACGAACCGUCUUCUGCUCACUGGUACCCCGUUACAAAAUAAUCUCCAUGAGCUCUGGGCAUUGCUGAACUUCUUACUUCCUGACGUGUUUAAUUCGUCUGACGAUUUCGAUGCGUGGUUCAAUACAAAUCAGUGCCUCGGGGAUAAUGAGCUGGUGGAGAGACUGCACGCUGUCCUGAAACCGUUCUUGUUGAGAAGAUUGAAGUCAGAAGUCGAGAAGAGGUUGAAACCAAAAAAAGAAUUGAAAGUUUAUGUCGGUCUGAGUAAAAUGCAAAGGGAGUGGUAUACCAAAGUUUUGAUGAAGGAUAUAGAUGUCGUAAAUGGUGCCGGCAAGGUGGAGAAAAUGAGACUCCAGAACAUCCUCAUGCAGCUCCGAAAAUGUACCAAUCACCCCUACCUUUUUGACGGUGCAGAACCCGGUCCUCCUUAUACCACCGACGAACAUCUGGUAUACAAUUGCGGCAAAAUGGUUCUCUUGGAUAAACUACUUCCUAAGCUUCGCGAACAAGAUUCUCGCGUACUCAUUUUCUCGCAGAUGACGCGGAUGUUGGACAUACUCGAAGAUUAUUGUCACUGGAGGCAGUACCAGUAUUGCCGUUUGGACGGGCAGACCCCCCACGAAGAUAGACAGAGGCAGAUCAACGAGUAUAACGAAGAGGGUAGCACAAAAUUUGUGUUCAUGUUGUCGACCAGAGCUGGAGGAUUGGGUAUCAAUUUGGCGACUGCGGAUGUAGUUAUUCUCUAUGAUUCUGAUUGGAAUCCUCAAAUGGACCUGCAGGCUAUGGACCGAGCUCAUAGAAUCGGGCAAAAAAAACAAGUGAGAGUGUUUAGAUUCAUUACUGAAAAUACGGUGGAAGAAAAGAUCGUGGAAAGAGCGGAGGUAAAAUUGAGGCUGGAUAAGUUGGUUAUUCAGCAGGGUCGAUUGGCUGAUUCGAAAGGACAAAGUUUGAACAAAGAUGAGAUGCUCAACAUGAUCAGACACGGUGCCAACCAUGUAUUUGCUUCCAGAGACUCAGAAAUUACUGAUGAGGAUAUCGACUCCAUUCUUGAGAAAGGUGAAAUGAAGACCGCUCAGUUAGCUCAGAAAUUGGAAACUUUAGGAGAAUCUUCUCUCCGUAAUUUCACAGUAGACACCCCCACUGAAUCUGUGUAUCAGUUCGAGGGGGAAGAUUACCGCGAAAAACAAAAAUCAAUCGGUCUCAGUAACUGGAUCGAGCCUCCUAAACGUGAAAGAAAAGCCAACUACGCCGUCGAUGCCUAUUUCAGAGAAGCGCUGAGAGUUUCCGAGCCGAAGGCUCCUAAAGCUCCCAGACCUCCGAAACAACCCAUCGUUCAAGACUUCCAGUUUUUCCCUCCGAGGUUAUUCGAACUUUUGGAUCAGGAGAUCUACUAUUAUAGAAAAACCCUGUCGUAUAAAGUUCCGAAGAAUCUCGAACUCGGUCCUGAUGCUUCCAAACAGCAGAAGGAGGAGCAGCGGAAAAUUGACGAAUCUGAACCGUUAACUGAAGAUGAACAGGCGGAGAAAGAAACAUUGUUAACGCACGGUUUCACCACUUGGAGCAAGAGAGAUUUCAAUCAGUUCAUCAAAGCUAACGAGAAGUACGGCAGAGACGAUAUAGAAAAUAUCGCCAAAGAUGUAGAAGGGAAGACACCGGAAGAAGUUAUGGAAUAUUCGGCCGUGUUCUGGGAACGCUGUCACGAGUUGCAAGAUAUCGACAGGAUUAUGGCUCAGAUAGAGAGGGGAGAGACAAAAAUUCAACGAAGGGCUAGCAUCAAGAGGGCCCUCGAUGCUAAAAUGGCAAGGUACAGAGCUCCAUUCCAUCAGCUGAGAAUAUCCUACGGAACAAACAAAGGGAAGAAUUACAUGGAAGAAGAAGAUCGGUUCCUGGUGUGCAUGCUUCACAAGCUCGGAUUUGAUAGGGAGAACGUAUAUGAAGAAUUAAGAGCAGCAGUGAGGGCUUCUCCUCAGUUCCGCUUCGACUGGUUCUUGAAGUCGAGAACUGCCAUGGAGUUACAGAGGAGAUGCAAUACCUUGAUUACGCUGAUAGAAAGAGAGAAUGCAGAGUUGGAGGAGAGGGAGAAGAACGAGAAGAAGAAGAAAGCCUCGAAGGCUUCGGCCAUUGGCGGCAUUUCUACACCUGUGACUUCAAAGUCGUCGCAGAAAAGAAAAAAUGACAGUGUUAUUGGUGGUAUAGAAAAGAAGAAAAAGAAGAAAUGAAACAUGUACUUUGAUAUGAUUUCCGUUCUUAACUUAUAAUUGCUGAAUGAAUGUAUUUGAAUGUUUAUAUUGUCGACAAUGAAUUAUGAUCGUAUAUAAAGAUAGAUUAAUUAAAUGUAUAAAUAUCUAUAUAA